Molecule: messenger RNA, 633 nt
Organism: Chilo suppressalis (striped riceborer)
Lineage: Eukaryota; Metazoa; Arthropoda; Insecta; Lepidoptera; Crambidae
Source: the annotation of a GenBank genome assembly
AUGUCAAAUUCCUAUAACAUUUUGAUAUUUUUCAAUAUUUUGAUUAUCGUUGUUUGCUCAAUCAUAUAUGAUGAUCCAAUACAAAGGAGUAAAAGACAAUUGUUGUUUCCGAACUCGACGUUGCUUCAGUUCAACUUCGGCAUAGGGACGCCCACUACAGCGGACAACAUAUUCAUGAACUGGGCAUUCCAGGCGAACUUCCAGCUGCCUUGGAACCGAUCACAAAUACCUCUAGACAUUCUGGAGACCGACGCAGCGUAUACCGGUCUCUCUAGGAAGAAUCGAGAUGAAAGAGACACAUACAAAAACGACGCAAGACUCUACCACUUUUAUAAAUACGUCGAAGGAGCACUGAACGGGUUCGGUCACAACGGUACUUGUUGUGUUCUGCGCACUCUGUGUCAGCUCGGAUCCGAGCCUCUGCAUGCAGACGACGAUGAAGAUCUCCUGCAUGAACUGGCUGAAUUUGCUUUAAACCCCAGAAAUGACGACCACUUCACUGAGUACGAGGAAGAAAUACGACCGUACAUAGAAGCAUACGCAAGCGGUGAAAACCUCCAAAACUGCUCAAGUCUCUAUCAACAGUGUUCUAUGUCACUAAUAGAUUUAUUUUCAAAGCCAUACCCUUAUUAG